This is a messenger RNA of Hemibagrus wyckioides, 1769 nucleotides long. RefSeq names its product membrane-associated ring finger (C3HC4) 1 (gene marchf1). Bases 27 to 1217 code for a protein of 396 amino acids. Gene Ontology annotation, cellular component: lysosome; cytoplasm; early endosome membrane. Gene Ontology annotation, molecular function: zinc ion binding; ubiquitin protein ligase activity; MHC protein binding. The transcript is spliced from 4 exons. Gene Ontology annotation, biological process: immune response; protein polyubiquitination; antigen processing and presentation of peptide antigen via MHC class II. Lineage: Eukaryota; Metazoa; Chordata; Actinopteri; Siluriformes; Bagridae. The record is from RefSeq and is a predicted model, not a curated record.
UGAUAUAAAUAUUUACUUGUGUGUGCAUGUGUGUGUUCAGGACUGGUGACUUGUUCAGUCGUGCCCCAGAUCAGAGUACACCCAUCAUUCCUCUAAGCCACACCCCCAUCACUAAGCAACAGGUGAAGCGCCGAUACCGGCGUCAACGGAAGAGCGUUGGUUGCAUCGCAGAGUGUGUGGACCAAUCAAAGAGCACACACACCCAUAAUGACUCAUCUUCAGGAGACGAACACUACCACAGGGCAGCUCGAUCCUGGAGCCGCGAGAUAGCCCGGCGCGGGCGACGCCCACGCCUGCUCACGCACUCCCAUGAGGAUGAAACCCACAACCAGGACCACAAGAGGACCUCCUUAAGGUUAGAGGAGCUAAACAGCAAGUCAGCCAGUCAUCUCAGAGAGAGCGAGUGUGGUAUCGGAAAAGGUAGCCAGGAGGAGGAAGAGGAGGUGGAGGAGGAGGAGGAGGAGGAGCAGCCAAUCACAAAGACGUAUGAGGAGCAAGGAUCAGGGGACGCCGAUAUGUCCGCUCAGAAGUACGCUGAGGUGUCCAGUCAGAACGGGACACUACAGGAAACAUGCGCUGAUGAUGAGCCCGAAGUAUGCAGGAUCUGCCACAGUGAAGGUGACGAGGAGUGUCCUCUCAUCACGCCAUGCAGGUGCAUCGGGAGUCUACGCUUCGUUCAUCACGCCUGCCUGCACCAGUGGAUCAAAAGCUCAGACACGCGCUGCUGUGAACUGUGUAAAUACAACUUCGUCAUGGAGACGCACCUCAAGCCCUUGCGCAAGUGGGAGAACUUGCAUCUGUCUACAAAUGAGCGCAGGAGGAUCUUCUGCUCAGUGAUCUUUCACCUGGUGGCUGUGGCAUGUGUCACCUGGUCCCUUUAUAUCUUGGCUAUCAUGGACCAUGCUACUGAAGGAGUACAGCCAGGCAAAGAGCACAAUGGACCGCUGGAGUGGCUGUUCUGGACCAAGCUUGGCAUUGUGGCCCUCAGCGUGGUGUCAGGCCUCUUCUUCAUGUACAUCCAGUGCAAAGUUUACCUCAACCUGUGGAGGCGCCUGAAGGCUUUUAACCGCGUCAUCUUCGUGCACAACUGCCCAGAUUCGGUGUGUCACGGAGCUGAAAAGGCCACGCCCCCUCACGAGGUUCCCACCCACCAGACCCAAACAAACGUUCCCUGUCCUGCCCUGGAAGGAGGAAGUGCAGAGGCGGAACCUGUCUGAGGUUCUAUUCAGAUAGUGGUUCAAGGGAAAAGAACUGGAUACGAACACAACUAAGACUAUAUAAAAUCGGAUUAUUUCUAUGUCUAAUUGACCACUUUUACAUAUCAAGAACUAGGAUUCUGAAAAUCAGUAUUAAGUACAAAUACUGAACAAACUUAAAGCCACUGAUCAUCAUUAGAGGAAAAAGACCCUUUUGUUUGGUUGGUGCUCCAUGGACAUGUCUUAUAGAUGAGAUUUUCUUAACCAUGAUUAUAGUUUUCAGCGACAGACUUUUAUUCUUUAAAAAUUAUUUCAAAUCAAUUAAACUGGUGAAAAUAUAUAUAUAUAUUUUGGAAUGGUUUCAAUGCUAAUUUUUAUCUUUAGAUCCUUAUUACCGGUUCUGUUUUAUAGUAUAAUAUUAAAGAUGGCUGCUUAUGUCUAUUGUGAUGUUUUGAUGUUUCCACACGCUUGACUGGAUCAUCUCUUCAUGUAAAAAUCAUGACUGAAACAAGGGAUCUGUUGUCUUAACACUAAAGUCAAUUACUUGACUUGAUUGAAAUGAGGCAGUCCUGC